This is a messenger RNA of Trichobilharzia szidati, 749 nucleotides long. The record is from the annotation of a GenBank genome assembly. Lineage: Eukaryota; Metazoa; Platyhelminthes; Trematoda; Strigeidida; Schistosomatidae.
CUUUAACUCAUUGAAAACCUCGUUUACCCGAAUAUAAUCAGUUCCGCAUUUCUGAAGGUGUAGCAAUAGUCAAAUUCUCAGCUCACUGUCUCCAUUAAAUGUUGACCGAGUAAAAAUUUAGUAUUGAAGAUUGGACUUCGAGUGCGGCAUUUCGACAUUUAAGUUACUUUACAAUGAAUUUAGAACUUCUUGAAGCAUUUCAUCAAAAUUAUCCUGAGGCUGCAGAUGGGUACUUGGAGCGAAUAAAAAAAGAUGAUGGGAGCAAAGAUGCUGGAUGUGCUACUUAUGCUAUAACACUACAGUUUAAUCGUAUUGGAAGCCUUAUUGCUAUUGGCUGCAAUGAUGGAAGAAUAGAAAUAUGGGAUCACGUCACAAGAAGAAUAUCAAAAAUACUGGUGGCUCACUCACACCCAGUUUGUUCAUUAAGUUGGAGUAGAGACAGCAAAAAGCUCCUCAGUGCAUCAACUGAUAAUACAGUCUCUAUAUGGGAUGUUUUGUCCAGUGCUUGUGAGCAGACAUUUCAAUUCCCCUGUCCUGUGAUGAAAGUUCAGUUCAAUGCGAGAAAACGCGAACAGUUUCUUGUUUGUCCUAUGCGACAUGCUCCAGUUGUUAUCAGUGUUCCUAGUGGUGUUCCAACUAUUAUACAACCAGAAGAUGAGAAUGACUUCAGUGUCGUUGCAUCAUAUGAUCGCCGUGGUCGGUAUAUUUACACUGGGAAUUCCAAAGGCAAAGUAAGAUCAAUGUAUUAA